GGAUUGCUGGGAAGAAGAAGGAGGCUGUCGAGGUUGGGACUUUGGAGAGGGAGGUUUAGUCACAGCCACUCUCAAAAGGAAUCAUCCUGAUCAGGACCAGAGUCCCUGUUCUCACUGUUACAACUCCAGUAUAACGUUCCUGUGUGAGCCUGAGGAGGAGACAUUUGAUACGUCCACAUCUGCACACAGUGACCUCAACAUCUGCACCGCCUGGACAUCAUGAUGGACGAGGAGAUCAUCGAGGACCGGGCCAAGCUGAAGCAAGGCCUGGUCAAAGUGCUCCAGUGUGUGUCCACCAUCUCUUCAGCAGCAGCCGUAGUCAACCCCAUUUUUGGCGUGGCCGGUUCCUUGAUCCGGGUGGUGCUGCACCACAUCGAUGACGAGGACAUCCGCACCCUGAAGCGCGAGUUCGGCUCGGUCCACCGCGCACUGGACGAGCUCUCUCAGAUGAAUCGCAACACGCUGGUGCAGAUCAAGAAAGAAACGCUGGACGGCCAGUACUGUCGCGUGGAGGAGAAUCUGAAGAACCAGUUCAGAAAGUUCAUGGAGAUGGUGGAGGCACGGCCGGAGCACCGCGAGCGCAAGAAGGAGGACUUCGAGGAGAGCUACUCCAAUGACUUGGGAGACCAGAACCUGCACACGCUCUACGACGGCGUGGUGGGCACACCGAAGCUCUUCAGCAGACCCAUCCUGGAGGUGUACCUGAAGCACUCGCAGGGCGACCGCCGCACCAUGGAGCGACUCUGCACACGCCUCACCUACCUGUUCUGCAUCGGCCUCAUCGCCCUCAUGGGCUACGCCGCCGUCAUCGGAGACGACGAGGAGAGUCUGAGUGAGGAGUGGGCCGAGAAGAUGGAGAACGUCCAAGAGAAGAUGCAGGAGGCUCUUCGCAGGUGCAAAUGAAGAAUAAGCCUAAGAAGAGCUUUUGUUUUCUCAGCUGCUUAUCCUUCAUAGUCCACAUUCCCUCUGUAACUCUCCUCUUUGCCUUUUCUCUCCCUAUAAGCACUUUGUAAACAUCUACUGCUUGAAACCCCUGUGACAAUGAGCGACAAUAUGUCUCAUUCUUUUCAAAACACUACUGGUCCAAACUUCAGUCUUUGAGUUAUAGACAUGUUCAGUAUGUUCUGUCCAGGCUGAAGUGAAGACAACUAAAUUAUCACACAAUAUUUAGCCUCGGCUUCACACCACAAUUGGCUCAAAUUCACAGGAAAAUUUUUCAAAUCGGGAUGAAACUGCAGGAGUUUCAACUGACACUGAACACUUUGAGAUAAAUCAGCCGUGGGAUCGUUACAAUUAUCACAAAUCUACUCUGAAAGCCAAAUUUUGGGUGAUACGCAUGCUAUAUAUAACGCAAAACACCACUCACAUCUAUAAAUGUGGCUUUAAGAUUCAGUGUGUGAUGUUGCAAUGUGUCCCACCCAUUAGCACUUGAAGCACUUGAGAUUAAAUGUAUUACACUACAAGUAAAUCGUUUGGAUGGAAUAGGAGACACGCCUGAAUAAAACCUCAACAUUAGAGGUAGCUGGACACAUGAUCCUGUCAUACCAGUCUAACUCCACUAGAGGGCCUCAUGUGACUUCAUUACAAUCACACAGGACUAUAUGUUAUUUCUUACGUUGUUCUAUUUACAUAAUAACUACCAUAAGACAGACGUUGCUUGCCAAACAGAGAGAGUUAUGCUUUAAGUAUAUUCUAUAUUAUAAAAAAGCAAAAACAAAGAAUCCCAAAGAGCUAUGAAUGUAACAGACAUAAAACCAUAUAGUUGCAAUCAUAUACUACUCAUGAUCAUACUGCCAUGUGCACAUUGUGCAGAUUAACAGAAUAUAUGCCACAGAUAUAUGUUCCUCAUGCAUGGAGUCCAUGAUACACUACUUGUUGCUGUCGAGCACUACAUUUAAUGUCCUUUUACACUUAUUUCUGAGGCCGCUGUAUCGAGGUCUUUAUUUUUCUUUUGCAAUAUGAGAAUCAAAAACAAUGACAGUCCAAACAUAAUCUGAUUUGUUGUAACACUACAUGUGGCCAGACACUUCACCACCGGAGGAUACACUAAAUAUAAGUUGGACAAAUUUAAAAAUUGCGAUAUGUGCUUCCAUUUCAACACUGUUUAUAUGUUUCUACACAAGUUGACUUUCUUAAUGUGGUGUCAGACGAAGCCAUAAUGUCACUGGAUGAAUCUUUCCACUCUUGACUCGUGCAAUUCUGCCACUCUUAAUUUCUAUUGCAUGUGCAGGAGGUGCUCCAAGUAUGUUUGUAAUAUAUAGGUAAAACUAUCAGUGGGUUUUUUGGUGAACGGCCAUUUAGAGCCUGUAAAACAUUUAAUAUCCAUUGUUUGAGGAUUUUUUUUUUUAUUUUACAGUUAAGCCUCAGCAUCAAAAUAGACGUUUUGUCUCUUCUCAGAUUCUCCCUCAUCUGACCAACAGUGCCUAAAUGUGCCAAUAGUUUUGUAUUAUUUUUUCUUUUAAGGGUUUUUGUCUUAAUCAUUUAAGUAUAUUUUGUGUAAGGCAUUAUGUUUUGAACAGUUCAUACGCUACAGUUUAGAUUUUAAAUGUGUGGUUAAGAUAUUGUUUGUAAAUGUUUGUCUCCUUUUUUUGUUUGUUUGUUAAAGCAAACUGUUGGUGUCAAUAGUGUCAGGUGGGUUUGGAUCGCUGCAUCAGCAAAGUCAAAAAUAGAUUAAACAUCACUAAACAAUAUCUGAUUGUCAUUAAUAGAUUUCCAAUUUAUUAGUUUUUAUAUUUUUGUCAUAUUUCACACAGGUCUAGCCGGUUUUACUCUCAUCUUUUCAACACAUAGUUCUGUCCUGAACUGGUUUAUUGUUCUGUGGCACUGUGCCAUAUCUCCUAUUGUUACAACAGAUUCAGUACAGGCGACAUAAAUAAUGUUAAAAUGCUGUUGAUGUGGAGGAAUAUUAUAUGGACCUCCUAAAGGCUUUCUUGAAAUGCCAUAUAUGUGAAUACUUUGCCUUUUUUGUUAUGAAUCUUUGAUGUCUGGUUGUAUAUGUGCCACUUUAAAUAAACAUGAGUGAAUAACACUGA
Molecule: messenger RNA, 3032 nt
Organism: Epinephelus fuscoguttatus (brown-marbled grouper)
Lineage: Eukaryota; Metazoa; Chordata; Actinopteri; Perciformes; Serranidae
Product: protein rapunzel-like
Exons: 3
Coding region: 220-903 (227 amino acids)
Source: RefSeq, a predicted model, not a curated record